AUGGCGCCCUCUGACGAUCUGAAGUCUCACGCUACAUCCUCCCAUGACUUUUAUGCCCUCUUGAACAUCAGCCCCGCCGCUGUAGAUAGCGAGAUCAGACGCGCAUACCGAAGAACAGCUCUCAAAUACCAUCCUGAUAAAAUUGUGAAUCCCACACCAGCUGAUAUUGACAAGUUUCAUAUCCUCCAAAUCGCAUACGAUGUUCUCUCCGAGCCUGCUGUACGUCAGCUAUACGACAAUGCCAGGGAAGCACGCGAACGGAAGAAGAGGGAAAAUGAGCUGCUGCAGGGAGCGCGGAGAAAGAUGAAAGAAGACCUAGAGGCGAGAGAGCGCGGGGUUAAGCGGCCGUGGACCCCAGGUGGCGCUGGAGGGGAGCGGGAUGAUUUGCAGGUGGCAGAGGAUAAACUGGAACAGGAAAUUAGGCGGCUGGCGGAGGAUGGGAAGAGAAGACGACGAGAGAAAGAAGAGCUGAUGCGUAGCCAAGUGCUGGAGGAGGAAGAGAGACUGGACCGAGAGCAACAGGAAAUGGAAGCAAGGAAGCAAGGACCAACGAAGCCUAGUGCACCACCCAGAAGCAUGGGCGGAACUGCAGUACCGGAGAUAGAUCGAACGGUGAAGGUUCGAUGGAUCCGCGAAGGAGCUGGCUUGGACAUGGACAAGAGUCGGCUGGAGUCUUUGUUCUCGACAUUUGGCAAACUGGAGAGUACAUUCACCUUGAAGGAUAAAAGACAACGGGUCGGUGACCAGCGCGAGAAGAAAACUACUGCAACGGGCGUGAUUGUAUUUUCCUCCGUCGUUGGAGCCCAUGCAGCUAUCGAGGAUCGAUUGAAGCAUCAUGGUGGUGAAUGGGAUGUCAUCGAAUCCGUGGCCUGGGCAUCGAAUAACCAGCCAGACUGGGAGGCAUAUCGGUCUUCCGCCUCUGGUACGGCUGAGGCACCUGGGUUGGCAACAUCAUCUUCCACGGCCACCGCUGAAUCCGAUAUACCCCCUUCUUCAACAACCACCAACAGGCCCAAAAAAUUCACAAUGGCAGAUCUAAACACACCGAAAACCGGGACCGAGGGAAAUAAUAAAAACAUGGCCCCUUCCUUCGGGUCCUUUUCUCCAGCUGGUGCUACUCCUGGAACGAGCUCCAAUUUUAACGCAAGUGGCCCAAGCUUAGAAGAAAUUACCUUAAUUCGGCUUAAAAACGCAGAGAGGAAGAGGUUAGAAGAACAAAUCCGGAAGGAAGACGAAGCUGCUGCAAUUGCAGAGGGCGGUUCUGCGCAAUGA
Messenger RNA from Arthroderma uncinatum, 1272 nucleotides. Its product is annotated as pre-mRNA-splicing factor cwc23. The transcript has a single exon. Gene Ontology annotation, biological process: spliceosomal complex disassembly. Gene Ontology annotation, molecular function: nucleic acid binding. Gene Ontology annotation, cellular component: spliceosomal complex. The record is from RefSeq and is a predicted model, not a curated record. Bases 1 to 1272 code for a protein of 423 amino acids. NCBI's taxonomy places the organism in Eukaryota, Fungi, Ascomycota, Eurotiomycetes, Onygenales, Arthrodermataceae.